Molecule: messenger RNA, 411 nt
Organism: Geodia barretti
Lineage: Eukaryota; Metazoa; Porifera; Demospongiae; Tetractinellida; Geodiidae
Source: the annotation of a GenBank genome assembly
AUGGAGUUAUACUUCACUUUGGAGAUCAUAGUUAUCAUCAUGCUGGCUGUGCACGCCAUUAUCCAGCCCUACCAGAACCCGUUCUUCAACGUUCUCAAUACUACUAUAUUUGCCGACCUAGCCAUUAUUAAUGGUCUGAGUAUCUACAAUUUCUACUGGGCACAGAAUGGGGUGGAGGAAACCAUCGUUACAGUCUCGUACUUUCAGGUGUUUCUCAUUUACCUACCUCUCGUCUAUAUGGCAGUUGUGCUGCUGCUUAAGGCUGGAAUGAAGUUUAAAAAGAUUCGCAGGCACCGGUGGGUGGGGAAACUCAGUCACUACGUGCCUCUAGCUCAGAAUCAGUCUGCCGAGUACCGACUGCAGUUGUCUAGUAGUUUCAGUGAGAACAACCUUCCUUCGAGGCUCGUUUGA